Molecule: messenger RNA, 2104 nt
Organism: Pseudoliparis swirei
Lineage: Eukaryota; Metazoa; Chordata; Actinopteri; Perciformes; Liparidae
Product: keratin, type I cytoskeletal 19-like
Exons: 10
Coding region: 203-1525 (440 amino acids)
Molecular function (GO): structural molecule activity
Source: RefSeq, a predicted model, not a curated record
UGGGGAUCGGGCCGCCGGGCGUCUGCUGCUCCGGAGCGUCUGCGCAGUCGUAUAAGAGCAGCGGCAAACAGCUCGCCACCCAGGAGGCGUCGGCCAGAUCCGGUUGGCUGCUGCUUUGCUAUUGGAAUGAAAUGAGUCCAACGACACCGCCGGAUUCAAACGAGUCAGACUAGAGACGCCAUGAGGCGCGAGAUGAGAUGGGAUGGCCCCUGACAUGUAUUUCUGCACCACCCACCCACCUCGGAACAUGUCCAACAAGUACAGCCUCGGCGCCUCUGGCUUCUCCAUGUCCUCUUUGCCCAGGAUGUCGAGCGCCAUUCGGGGCACCAGCGUCCACGGCGGCGCGGGGGGCCGCAACACCCGGUUGUCGUACCCCUCCAACGGCCUGGGCUCCGGCUUUGACAUGGCGGGGGUCCUCGGGUCCGGAGUUGGUGGAGGAGUUGGAAGUGGAAGCAUGGGGAACAGUUACUCAUCACCGUCGGAAAACAAGAAGCUGUCCAUGCAGAACCUCAACGACCGGCUGGCCACCUACAUGGACAAGGUGCACUCCCUGGAGGCCGCCAACGCCAAGCUGGAGCUCCAGAUCCGGGAGUGGUACGACAAGCAGACCCCCGCCGCCAAGGACUACAGCAAGUACGAGGCCAUCAUCGAAGACCUGCGCAGAAAGAUCCGCGCCGCCACGCAGGACAACGCGCGGCUGAUGCUGCAGAUCGACAACGCCAGGCUGGCAGCGGAGGACUUCAGGAUCAAGUUUGAGAACGAGAUGGCGCUGCGCAUGUCGGUGGAGGCGGACAUCGUCGGGCUGCGUAAGGUCCUGGACGACCUGACCAUGGCCCGGGCCGACCUGGAGAUGCAGGUGGAGGGCCUGAAGGAGGAGAUGAUCUACCUGAAGAAGAACCACGCAGAGGAGAUGGUGGCCAUGCGCAACCAGGUGAAGGCCAGCUCCGUGAGCGUGGAGGUGGACGCGCGGCCGCAGAACGACAUGGCGCGCACCAUGGACAAGAUCCGGGGUCAGUACGAGGCCAUCACCGACAAGAACCGCCGCGAGAUGGAGGAGUGGUACAAGGUCAAGUUCGAUGAACUGAACAAGAACGUGACCUCGAGCACCGAGAGCCUCCAGAGCUCCCGGAGCGAGAUGACGGAGCUCAAGAGGACCCUGCAGGCCCUGCAGAUCGAGCUGCAGUCCCACCUCAGCCUGAAAUCGGCCCUGGAGGGCCAGCUGGAGGAGACGGAGUCCAGCUACGGCCUGCAGCUCAACCAGCUGCAGGGCAUGGUGAACGGCCUGGAGGAGGAGCUGAAGAACGUGAGGGCGGACAGCGAGCGGCAGGCGCACGACUACCAGCUGCUGCUGGACAUCAAGAACCGGCUGGAGAUGGAGAUCGCCGAGUACCGCCGGCUGCUGGACGGAGAGGAACGGGCCGCCGUCCCGAUGCCACCCAAACCGGUAUUUUCCCAGAGGAGGAUGGUGGUGAUCGAGGAGAUCAUUGAUGGAAAAGUGGUUUCCCGCAAGGAGGAGUUCCAAUGAGGCUCCGCUCACCGGAAGUCGACUCACAUUAACUAGGACAAUGUUUUGUUGUAUUUGAAAUAUAUUUCUCUUUUUCAAAUAUGUGUGCAGAGUUGGGAUUUAGAUUUUAGUGUCAGAAAUAUUUAUUCUGAUGCAUUAUCAUAACGAAAAAGAUGGUAAAAUAAUUUAAACAUUUUUAGAUGUAUAAGAAGAAUUUUUGUGUUUUUUUGUGCACAUUAUUAACUGUUUUUUUAUUAUUACCUCACUCCCAUUUAUUAAAACCCCACUGACAACGUUACUGUCUGCUAACCUGCCUGUAAUACCAGAUGUGCACACUAGGUGUCACUGUGUGCUCCUCUGGCUUUUGGAUAAAAUAAACAUAAUGCUGUACUUUUUAUUUUUAUUAAGAGCUGUGUAAUGAUUUAUUUGACACUUUUCACUAAAUCAAGAACACUUUUUAAAUAUUUGUUAAAUCAUCGUUUUGGUAAAAAGAGGUUUGGGUCUCUCGGGUUUCCAUUCACUAUGAGUUCUAUUUAUUUUACCCAUUUCUUGUAAGACUUACUGUCAAAAAGUGUUUCAUUAAAAAAAUAUGGAAAAACA